Molecule: messenger RNA, 3943 nt
Organism: Candoia aspera
Lineage: Eukaryota; Metazoa; Chordata; Lepidosauria; Squamata; Candoiidae
Gene: ADAMTS2
Product: ADAM metallopeptidase with thrombospondin type 1 motif 2
Exons: 22
Coding region: 121-3651 (1176 amino acids)
Biological process (GO): proteolysis; extracellular matrix organization
Molecular function (GO): zinc ion binding; metalloendopeptidase activity
Source: RefSeq, a predicted model, not a curated record
GGAGUCGUGGGGCUGAGGUCGCCUGGUGGCGGGCUAGAGGGCGGUGCCGGCGGCCCUCAAUGUGGCCGGAGCCCCCUGCAGCGAACUUGAAGGCUGGGGUUGGUCUGAGCGACGCCUGCCAUGGCUCCUCUGGUCGGGAUCGCCUUGCUUCUCGCCUGCUGGGCGCUCCUUUUGGCCCCGGGGGCCCCGCAGAGACCCGGGGAGAACGAUUAUAUUUUGGGAGAUCUAGAGGAAUACAGGCUGGUCAUCCCAACUAGCACAGACUCAAAGGGCAGGUUCGUCUCCAAUGUCGUGUCGGGAGCAUGUAAGAGGCGCUUCCCAAGAGACACCAAGGAUCUUCCUCAGCAAGCUGCAAGCAAGGAAAUUUUUUACAAUGUCACUGUUUUUGGACAAGAAUUUCACUUUAGAUUAAGGCCAAAUUCCCGGCUGGUGGCUCCUGGAGCAACGGUGGAAUGGCAGGAGGAUUCAAACAUCACCUACACUGAACCGCUUCAUGGGGAUUGCCUUUAUGUGGGGCAUAUCACGGACGUGCCUAAUGCUUCUGUUGCCAUCAGCAAUUGUGAUGGGCUGGCUGGCAUGAUUCGCACGGACAAGGACGAGUAUUUCAUUGAACCUCUGCAGAAGGGGAAGCAGGAGGAGGAGGAAGGAAGGACACAUGUGGUAUAUCGCAGGACAGCUGUCAAGGGGACAUUUCACAGAGCGCACCCAGAUACCCAGCCUAGAGAGGCUGAUCUGAGCAAUCUAGACAGCAUGUUGCAUCUACUGAAAGAUGAGAUCAGUUCCUCGAGGAAGAGGAGGAGAUAUCCAAGACAUGCAGCUGAUGAUGACUACAACAUUGAAGUGCUUCUUGGAGUUGAUGACUCAAUUGUACAGUUCCAUGGGAAGGAACAUGUUCAGAAGUAUCUUCUGACCCUGAUGAACAUUGUUAAUGAAAUCUAUCAUGAUGAGUCCCUAGGUGCCCAUAUUAAUGUUGUCUUGGUAAGGAUUAUCAUGCUGAGCUAUGCGAAAUCCAUGAGUUUAAUUGAGAUUGGCAACCCUUCUCAAAGUUUAGAGAAUGUGUGUCGUUGGGCCUACCUACAACAAAAACCUGAUACUGGACAUGCAGAGUAUCAUGACCAUGCAAUUUUUCUCACAAGACAGGACUUUGGACCUUCUGGAAUGCAAGGUUAUGCUCCAGUUACCGGCAUGUGUCAUCCAGUUCGAAGCUGCACACUUAAUCAUGAAGAUGGUUUCUCCUCAGCAUUUGUUGUAGCCCAUGAAACUGGACACGUAUUAGGCAUGGAACACGAUGGUCAAGGGAACAGAUGUGGGGAUGAAGUCCGGAUGGGAAGCAUCAUGGCGCCGCUGGUCCAGGCUGCAUUCCAUCGCUUCCACUGGUCUCGCUGCAGCCAACAGGAGCUGAACCGAUACCUUCAUUCCUACGAUUGUUUGCGUGAUGAUCCCUUCGACCAUGACUGGCCCUCCCUUCCUCAGCUGCCGGGACUCCACUAUUCCAUGAAUGAACAGUGCCGCUUUGAUUUUGGUUUGGGCUACAUGAUGUGCACAGCUUUCCGCACCUUUGAUCCUUGCAAACAGCUGUGGUGCAGUCAUCCUGAUAACCCUUAUUUCUGCAAAACAAAGAAAGGACCUCCACUGGAUGGAACUAUGUGUGCUCCUGGAAAGCAUUGUUUUAAAGGUCACUGUAUCUGGUUAACUCCAGAUAUACUGAAGCAAGAUGGAAACUGGGGAGCAUGGAGUAAAUUUGGUUCCUGUUCCCGAACUUGUGGAACAGGAGUGAAAUUCAGGACACGCCAGUGUGACAAUCCUCACCCUGCUAAUGGAGGCCGCACAUGUUUUGGGCCAAACUAUGAGUUCCAGCUGUGCAAUAUCAAAGACUGCCCUGAAGAUGAUGAAGACUUCAGAGAGGAGCAGUGCAGGCAGUGGGAUCCUGUUUUUGAAUAUCAGAACAUGAAGCAUCACUGGCUCCCAUAUGAACAUACUGAUGCUAAAGAAAGGUGCCACCUGUACUGUGAGUCCAAGGAAACUAAUGAUGUGGUGUAUAUGAAAAGAAUGGUACAUGAUGGAACACGGUGCUCCUAUAAGGAUUUGCACAGUAUCUGUGUGCGAGGAGAGUGCCUGAAAGUCGGUUGUGACAAGGUAAUAGGCUCAUCAAAGCAAGAAGAUAAAUGUGGUGUGUGCGGUGGAGACAAUACCCAUUGCAAAGUGGUGAAAGGAACAUUCUCCAGGGCACCAAAGAAACAAGGUUAUCUUAGGAUGUUUGACAUUCCAGCUGGUGCAAGGCAUUUGCUUAUACAAGAAUCUGACGCCACAGUUCAUAAUCUUGCGAUCAAGAACAGAGAGACAGGGAAAUAUAUUUUAAAUGAAAACAACUAUGUGCCAGACUCCAAAACAUUCAUCCACAUGGGUGCAGAAUGGGAAUAUCGGAACGAUGAGGACAGGGAAAUGGUACAAACGAUGGGCCCUUUACAUCACAGCAUCACCAUUCUGGUAAUUCCUCAUGGUAAUGGGAAGAUUUCGUUGACAUACAAAUUUAUGAUCCAUGAAGAUUCUUUAAAUGUAGAUGAUAACAAUGUCUUGAAAGAUUCUAUACCAUAUGAAUGGGCUCUGAAAAAAUGGUCACAGUGCUCAAAACCUUGUGGAGGAGGCUAUCAAUUUACAAAAUAUGGUUGUCGGAGGAAGAAUGACCUUAAGAUGAUUCAUCGCAGUUAUUGUGAGUCCAUCUCAAAGCCCAAGCCCAUUCGUAGAGUGUGCAAUCUCCAGGAAUGUUCCCAGCCAAUAUGGGUGACAGGUGACUGGGGACCUUGCAGCAAAAGUUGUGGGAAAACAGGAUAUCAGGUGCGUUCAGUACGAUGCAUCCAAACCCUGCAUGACAAUACAAAUCGCUCUGUCCAUACCAAGUACUGCAGCAGUGAUCGUCCAGAGGGCAAGAGGGUUUGCAAUCGGGAACUUUGCCCUGCACGGUGGUGGAUAGGACCCUGGUCACAGUGUUCUGUAACCUGUGGUAAUGGCACACAAGAAAGGCCAGUUCUCUGCAGGACAAGAGAAAAUGUUACUGGAUUUUGUAAAGAAGAUAGGCCAGAAACAACAAGGCUCUGCAGGCUAUCUUCAUGUCCUAAAAAUUCAUCAGAUACAUCCAAGAAGACCUACAUGAUACAGUGGCUGUCAAGGCCGGACACAGAUUAUCCUAUCCAGAAAAUAUCUUCAACAGAACAUUGCCAAGGAGACAGAUCAAUGUUUUGUCGCAUGGAAGUUCUCCAUCAAUACUGUACCAUUCCUGGAUAUAAUAAACUGUGUUGCAAGUCUUGUGGUAUGUUCACUAAUGAAACAGGACAUGGAAACUCAACAGUUAAUGACAUUGAAGAGGACAUCGCUCCCACCCUUGCAACAUCUGUUGAGGAUCAUACACCACAUAGAACAACAGGUCCACCAGUUGUUGCCAAGGUAAAUAAAUCCAGUUCUAAUGUAACCAUAGAGCAGCCAGAAGGUAACACACUGGAUGUACCCUACAAAAUUCAUGAGCUGGAAAAUGAAGUGCCACAACACAACAUCAUCUGGAGGAGGAGACCACCAUAUGGAAGGACAAAGAACCAAAGAAUUCAGGAGCUGAUUGCAGAAAAAAGGAAAAAAGGAAUGCUCAGGGAAUUACGUUAAAAUGGAAAUAUAACUAUAUAUAUACAGAUAUAUAUUUUCUCUCUUAUAGAGAUGUUACAGUGCUGCAGUAAUGUCCAUGCCACCCUAGAGACAACGUUUUUGAAUAGUGGUGCUAUGGCAGAAAUGCCUAAUGCUAUAGCUUGCAAUAAAUAGAAAUGUAGGCUUAUUUAAUUAAAGAAAAGAUAAACAAUAUAACCAAGUUAGGGUUACAAGUGGCCACUGAAGAGGGUACAAUAUUGUCAUAGCUUAACUGCUAUGCAACAAUGGUACCUACAGGUAGUCCUUGUUCAGU